Messenger RNA from Drosophila persimilis, 1104 nucleotides. RefSeq names its product selenide, water dikinase. The transcript has a single exon. Gene Ontology annotation, biological process: L-selenocysteine biosynthetic process. Gene Ontology annotation, cellular component: cytoplasm. NCBI's taxonomy places the organism in Eukaryota, Metazoa, Arthropoda, Insecta, Diptera, Drosophilidae. Gene Ontology annotation, molecular function: selenide, water dikinase activity; ATP binding. The record is from RefSeq and is a predicted model, not a curated record. The coding region runs from base 1 to 1104 and encodes 367 amino acids.
AUGAGCGCCUCUGAACCCGUUCCUAACGGCUUAGAUGACUCCUUCCGUCUGACCAGCUACCUCGAGCUGAAGGGCUCCGGCUGCCAGGUACCCGAAAGCGUGGUAUCGGAGAUGUUUAAUAGCCUCCCAAUAGGCUCCCAACGUCAGGAAACGCAGCUGCAGCAGAUGCUGCGCCAAAUGAACAUCAACACCAGUGCUGGUGGUGGAGGACAGCGCCACCACUUGCGCAUCGAGUGCCGGUACCCGAUCAUCGACGAUCCUUGCGCCAUGGGGAAGAUCAUCUGCGCCGAGGCGCUCGGCAAUUUCUACGCCAUUGGCAUUACAGCUUGUGAUAAAAUGAUGAUGAUGGCUUGCAAGCCCCCUCAGAUGACCAACAAGGAGUUCAAUGCUGUAUUCUCGAUGAUGGAGACAGGCUUCAAGGAAUGCUUCAAGGGCACCCACGGAAAGGAGAUGUGGGCCAUGUACAUGCACACUAGCUGUUUCAUGGGCGGCGGCUUGGCCUCAGCCUACUGGCCGCAGCACCAUCUGGUGGCACGCGGCAAUGCUCUGGAUGGUGAUGUCCUGGUGCUGACCAAACCCCUGGGCACCCAGGUAGCCAUCGAUGCCUAUGAGUGUAUAGGUCAGCCGGAACGCUGGGAGCGCUACAAGAUGUUCGUCUCCGAAGAGGAUGUCCGUGCGGCCUAUCAGCAGGCCGUCAAUACGAUGUGUCGCCUCAAUCGCCAGGCCUCGAACCUCAUGCACGUGCACAAUGCCCAUGGGGCCAUGGCUGUGUCCGGGUUCGGUAUCCUGCAUCAUGCCAACAAACUGGCUUUGCUCCAAAAGAAGCCAGUGUCGUUUGUCAUUGAUACUUUGCCGGUGAUCAGCAAGAUGGCAGCUGCUGCCAAAGCAUCGACCGUUGACGAUAAGUGCCCCCUGCUGCAGGGUCUUUCUGUUGAGACUUCCGGUGGCCUGCUCAUCUGCAUGCCCCGUGAGGAGGCCGUUGCUCUUUGCAAGUUCAUCGGGGCAUAUGGUGACAGCCCGGCCUGGAUCAUCGGCACUGUGCAGAGCGGCAUCCGGAAAGCCUCCAUCAUCGAGAAUGUUAAAAUCAUCGAGGUUUAUGAAUAA